UUUCUGCCGUUGUGCCACUGUGCAGUGUUUUGUGUGUGCGAGUGUGUGUGUUUUUGUGUGUGCAAAUGUCGCACGGAAUUAUGACGCAUGCUAUUAAAAGUGCAAGCCGCAUAUUGAAGAAAGAUCUGAGAAAUUGUGCAACAAAUCGGGCAAAACGAGUUGCAAAAGAAAAACGCCUGCCUAAAGAUGGCAAGCAAUUCAAGCAGUAGGCACAGCAGCAACAACAAACUGGCUGAAUCGGAAAACGCAGCAGCGGAAAACUCCAACAACAUGAGUUGGGGCACAGAGCUAUGGGAUCAAAAUGAUAAUCUAGCGAUACACACAAACAGAGGCAUCGAUGCGCUGGACAAGUAUGCCAAUUUUCUGCGUGAUCGCGUGGCCAUAGAAACGGAAUAUGCCGGCAAAUUAAGGCGCCUAGUAAAAAAUUACCAGCCCAAAAAGAAGGAGGAGGAAGACAAUGAAUUUACAUCGAUGCAAGCGUUUCGCAAUCUGCUCAAGGAAGUGGGCGACCUGGCGGGACAGCGUGAAGUGGUGUCCGAGUCCCUGCAGCUACAGAUCAUACAGGGUGUGACGCUGCUAUCUAAAACGCUGCGCGAUGAUCGCAAGAAAUGCCUUAGCGAUGGUGCAAUGCUGCAACAGAACCUCACCACACAGCUCUCAUCGCUGGAGCGGGCCAAGCGGAACUACGAGAAGGCAUACAGGGACUCGGAGAAGGCUGUCGAUAACUACAAAAAGGCCGACAUGGAUCUCAAUCUGAGUCGUGCCGAGGUGGAGCGCUACAAGAACAUCAUGACGUCGAAGAUUCAGCAGUCGGACGAUGCCAAGAACGAGUACGCCAAUCAGCUGCAGAAGACGAACAAUCUGCAGCAACAGCAUUUUAGCAUCCUGCUGCCCGCUGUCUUGAGUCGACUGCAGGAGCUGGACGAGAAGCGCACCCGUGGCAUACGUGAGUUCAUCAUUGGGGCAGCGGAAGUGGAGUCCUCGGUGGCACCCAUCAUUGCCCGCUGCAUGGAGGGGAUUGUCAAGGCGGGAGAGUCCAUCAACGAGAAGGAGGAUUCAUUCAAAGUCAUAGAAAGAUACCAAUCGGGUUUCACGCCCCCAACGGACAUACCCUUCGAGGAUCUGUCCAAACUCGAUCCGGACUCCUUACAGGAUCACUACAGCAAUUCCAUGUCGAACCACCUGACGAUGCGAGGCACGAUGAGUGCCAACAAGAUCAAGAAACGCGUCGGCAUCUUCAACAUAUUCGGCAGCAACAAGCAACGGCAGAUAAUUGAAGCCUGUAUCACGAUGAAGAACUCCCUAACUGCGGACGGACAAAAGGAGGACUUCAGUGAUCUGCCACCGAAUCAGCAAAGAAAGAAGCUUCAGGCGAAGAUAGCGGAGCUGCAGCAGAAAAUUGCACAGGAGACGAAUGCCCGGGAUGGCCUGAUGAAGAUGAAAAUCGUCUAUGAGACGAACUCAUCGCUGGGCAACCCCAUGACCGUUGAGGGACAACUGAACGAAUCGGAACAUAAGCUGGAAAAGCUGAAAAUUGAUCUGAAAAAGUUUCAGGGCUACUUUGAGAGGGCCAAUCAAGCGCAGGUGGCCAACAAUAGUCCGCAGGCGAAUCGAAAUCAAUUACAGAACGGACACCGAACAUCGAGACAUUCCAAUGGCAGCGCCGAUGAUCAUCACGACGAGGGCGAUGACCAGCCUGACGAUGCUGGCAGCUUAAGCAGGUCAGGUUCUGAGGAUAAUGUGGCGCAAAUACAAAAUGGGCAUAAUAAUAACAAUAACGGCAGUUCGGCAAGUCCCGAGAGUGGCCUGGGCACGUCGCACACAUCUCUGCCUGGCUCUGGACAGGGAAGCGCCAACGAGAAUGCCAUUGGCGAGGAUGCGUACUUUGAGACGGAAGUGGAGCCCCUGCAGCCACUGGGCACAUGUCGAGCCCUGUAUCCCUUUGAAGCCUCCAGCGAAGGAAGCAUACCCAUGAACGAGGGCGAAGAGCUGCAGGUGAUUGAGAUCGAUCAGGGUGAUGGCUGGACGCGAGUGCGGCGUGCUAACGAUUCCAAUGGCUGGGACGAGGGCUUUGUGCCCACGAGUUACAUCGAGUGCACGCUAUACGCUUAGGCUUAAGAACUUAUGGACGGGCAAUCAGCCAGGCGGUUUUAAAUGUUAACUACUCAGCAAAAUUUGCAUAUGUUCCAUUCAUUUUGUGUACUUUUGUCAUACCUUUGCGUUCUGUCAGACAGCCAUAACACAACCCAUACUCCCCCCACAAACACACACACACACAAACACUACGCACAACCAUGUACAUUUUGACUUAAGCUAAGUUCGACUCCCAUUAACCCUCGGUUGCUUUGUAUAUUUACUUUAAUUUUAAACGUCAAUGAAUGUUCUUAUGGUAGUGCAAGCGAUAUCAUACUAUACCAUACUAUAGUCAAAUGCACCUACGAGCAGACCUCACCUAAUUGUAAGCACCGCAACGUAACGUUUCCCUCUUCACUGCAAAAAUCAUGAUUACACCUAUUUAUAUACAUAUAUAUGAAAUCAGAUUUAUAUGGCACUUGAAUAUGUGAGAACAUGAUAAACCAAAAUUGAAACUUGACUCGAUAAUAGGCUUGUGAACAUAUUUCAAAAUAAUCAUACAUCAUUUCGGAAUGCGUUUAUGAUACAUAUUUUCAUUCACGGCCUUGGCCUCGGAAGCAUCUGCCGCUCUUCGCACUGACCAAGAAGAGGGGCAGACUGCGUUUCUGUAGCACUCUUGUAGCACUAAAACUUUGGUAAAUAUGCAAAGAUCAGAAUGGGAGUUGAAGAGAGAGUCGCCCCCUAGAACAUCGACUAUACAAGAACAACACCCAUUCAUACAGACACACACACACACACACACACAACUCAAGGAUAGGUAUAGCAACAGUUAUGGCAAUCCUGCAUGACAUGCGGCAUAUGCAAUGCGAAAGCGGAGAACGCGCUAGCUUGUUUAUAUAAAUAGCAACAUUUGUACAUUUUACUUUACACACUAUGGAUAAUGCCUAAUUUUAGUUUGAAGAUAACUUUGUAUUGCCUAAUUUUAGUUUAAAGAUAACUUGUAUUGCUCUUUGCCUUGUACAUUUUCACAUAAUAUGCUUAAUCCUAUGCGCAUCGAAGGAAGCGAGAGCGAGAACCAGAUUGAUUUGAAUAAUGCAGCAAGUAAUUAUGUUUUAGAGACUCCUAGACGUUUAAGUUCACAACAUUUAAGGCUUAAGUCAAAAGCAAAGCCGGGCGGCGCUGCAUUUGUUAUGUUCAACGCCACUUUGCAAUACAUUUAUUUAUAAUUUACGAAAAAAAAAUGCUACCGUCUAAUGGUAAACCACAAUCAAAAACAAAAACAGGCCGACCAGGCAGAGUGAAUUAGAUUUUUAGUUAGGUAUUCAACAGCCUUUUCCAUGUGUAUUUUCUACUUUCAUUUCGCAUAGACAUAAGUGUGCAUACCACUGAAACUGAUGAAUUGUGUUCCAAACAAUUCCAAAAUUCUUAAAUUUAUCUAAUUUUAAAUUCGAACCGAAACAGGCACAUACGUAUUGCGCGAAAAUUGAAAUGAAUAAUGAGUUUAAGUGACAAAAUAUGGUAUAUCUAUGUGAGAAAUGUCAGCAUAAUAAAAAUAACUCAAAUAAA
Molecule: messenger RNA, 3639 nt
Organism: Drosophila obscura
Lineage: Eukaryota; Metazoa; Arthropoda; Insecta; Diptera; Drosophilidae
Gene: Cip4
Product: formin-binding protein 1-like
Exons: 12
Coding region: 187-2112 (641 amino acids)
Biological process (GO): signal transduction
Molecular function (GO): protein binding
Source: RefSeq, a predicted model, not a curated record